AUGUCGCGUCUUCCGUUGUUGUUCGCCUUGGUUGUUGUGGUAGUUGGAGCUCAAGAACCGGAUCCAAAAUGUGGCACUGCCGAGACAGACUAUGCUCCGUGUGUCCCUAAAGAUAGAGCCGACUCUCUGUUCGCUCACUGCUGUCGCCAGUACGCUCCUGAAGGAUGUCAGGCGCUUUGUCAGUAUGAGACUGAUGAACUGACUGCCAGGAAUUUGGUAAGAAUAUCGUUUGCAACGAGCAUAUUGUUCGUAUAAAAAUUAAAAGCCUAAAUACUAAUGUUUUCAGCUACUCCAAUCCGUGAAGACCGGAAAAUGUGAUCUUAAACACAUGAGCACCGUCCUCUACUGUGCUUCCCAAAACCAGGACAACAGAAAGUGUUGCGAACAUCUCAAUCUAUCGGAUAACAAACUCGGCGUUGGAAAUAGAUGCCUCCGUUUCUGUGAUCCCGCAGGAGAAGGCAUUUCAUCCAUCAGUCGUACCGAUGUGACCUGUUUAUUCAACUGGAAUGUCCUCAUGUACUGCCAUCAGUCUGGCAUCAAGGUCGAAUAA
Molecule: messenger RNA, 550 nt
Organism: Bursaphelenchus xylophilus (pine wood nematode)
Lineage: Eukaryota; Metazoa; Nematoda; Chromadorea; Rhabditida; Aphelenchoididae
Source: the annotation of a GenBank genome assembly